Molecule: messenger RNA, 2104 nt
Organism: Leptopilina heterotoma
Lineage: Eukaryota; Metazoa; Arthropoda; Insecta; Hymenoptera; Figitidae
Product: tubulin delta chain-like
Exons: 2
Coding region: 219-1550 (443 amino acids)
Biological process (GO): microtubule cytoskeleton organization; mitotic cell cycle
Cellular component (GO): microtubule; cytoplasm
Molecular function (GO): GTP binding; structural constituent of cytoskeleton
Source: RefSeq, a predicted model, not a curated record
UCGUCUGCUAGUUUGCUCUUGUUUCGCUAUUAUAAUACUUUCGAGAAAUAAUUUUUAAUUUUCUAAGAAAUUCUCCAAAUAUUGAAUUCAUUAAUUAAAUUCGGAUUCAUAAUUCUUGUGAAUAUAAAAAAGAAAUUAAAUUAUUACUUGGGACAUGUACUUUUUGCAAAAAUCAAUAACGACGUCAAAAAUUAUAGUAUAUCAAGAGCGAGUGCACUAUGUUGACCCUACAAUUUGGACAAUGUGGCAAUCAAUUGGGUCACAAUUUUUUCACUCAAUUAUCGACUGACAUAAAUUCCCGGGACAAAAACGUGUCUCGCGAUGAUAAUUAUCAAUAUACGGAAAGCGCAAUUGAAAAAUGGUUUGAAGGCAUUAACAAUGAUGGCUGUCGUUUAGCAAGAACAAUUCUCAUCGACACAGAGGCGAAGGUAUUGAAAAAUAUAUGUCGACAAACCAAUUCACAAUGGACCUAUCGAAAGCAAAAUUUAAUUUGCCAAACAUCGGGAGGCUCUGCCAAUAAUUGGGCCUAUGGAUAUUUAAUGAAAGGACCACAAUUCAAGGAGGAAACACUCGAGGCCAUUAGGAGGGAAAUCGAACGAACAGAUCGUCUCGAAGGUAUGUUAUUUCUUCUCAGUUCUGCAGGUGGCACUGGAUCUGGAGUUGGUAGCUAUUUCAUUGAUAAUUUACGAGAGGAAUUUCCAACAAAAACAUUAAUUGGCUCAAUAAUAUUGCCCUUUACUUCCGGUGAAGUUGGAACACAAAAUUACAAUACACUAUUGACACUGGCAAAAUUCAAUGAAAAAUGUGAUAUUAAUUUUCUAUUCGAGAAUGAACAAAUACAUUCAAUUUGUACGAGUAUUUUAAAAAAUUUCGACGCCAAUUUAAAGAAUAUCAAUGAUGUAAUUUCGAGAAAAUUGGCAGCAAUUUUUCAACCUGUGGAAAAUUGUUUAAAUGCAAAUUCUCUGGUUUCGUUAGUGACACCGCAUCCUAGUUAUAAAUUGGCUUCAAUUAAAAGUGUUCCCUAUAUUCCAUUGAAUUCAUCGAUAUAUGAGUCUUCGUACAAGUGGCAUUCACAUAUUGGACAUUUAAAGCAAACUUUACGCGUGGGAGUGUUUAAUGAUAGUGUAAUUGAUCCUGAGACGAGAAAAAUAUCACACGCACCGUACGAUAGAAAUUAUCAUAAAUAUUGUAAGUCAAUUGGAAAUAUUUUAAUAACACGUGGAACAUCGCUUGAAAAUGAUUCAAUAGUUUAUGAUGAGUUGAAAAAAAAUGAUUUAUACGCGAAAUGGAUGCCAGAAUUAGAGAGAUUCACACAUUUUAAUCAACGACGACGUCUUUUAAAUCAGGAGAAAUUUGUUGCUUUAAUUACUAAUAAUUCGCAAAUUCAUCGUUCUUUAGAAAUUAUUGUUGAUCGUGCAUGGAAAAUGUAUACGCACGGUGCAUUUUUACAUCAGUAUAAAAAAUUCGGUUUAGAAGAAGAUGAUUUUCUUCAUUCGUUUGCCAAAGUUGAGAAUAUUGUCAAAAGUUAUAGGGAAUUAGACAAUGAAUGACAGUCAGGUAUUUGUUUAAUUUUAUUUAUUACAGUCAUUUUUUGACACAUAAAUUGUUAUUUCUUCACAUAUAAAUAGUCAUUUUCGUAUAAGUAACAAUUCUUUUCGAUAGUCAUUUUAAAAUGAAUAUUUAUUUAUAAAAAUAGUCAUAUUAACCCUCGGAGAACACACCUCUUUUUUAGACUAUUUUUCAAAGCUCAACCAAUUUUAAACUGCUCAUCUAAUCAAGCUAAAGAAUUUUUUUAAUUAUAGUUUAAACUCUGUAGAAUAAGUCUGUACACUUGAAAGUCCUUAUUGAAAAUAUUAAAAAAAGAUAAAAAGCUUUUCGUAAAAAAGCGUGGGGUCAAAAAGACCCCAUGUGUUCUCCGAAAGUUAAAAUUACUAUUUAAUAUUUAUUUAUAAAAACAAUCAUUUUACAUAUUAAUAGUCAUUUGAAAGCUGUGAUUUUUAGUCAUUUUUAACGUAGGGAUUUUUAUAAAGUUUUUAAAAUGAUUUUACAAAUGUAAUUAUAUUUUUUUAUACAAUACAGAAAUUGAGAGACAGAGAAAAAAUAA